Messenger RNA from Brachypodium distachyon (stiff brome), 2938 nucleotides. Its product is annotated as DEAD-box ATP-dependent RNA helicase 13. Bases 100 to 2595 code for a protein of 831 amino acids. The record is from RefSeq and is a predicted model, not a curated record. NCBI's taxonomy places the organism in Eukaryota, Viridiplantae, Streptophyta, Magnoliopsida, Poales, Poaceae. Gene Ontology annotation, cellular component: nucleolus. The transcript is spliced from 15 exons. Gene Ontology annotation, molecular function: nucleic acid binding; RNA helicase activity; ATP binding.
CAAAGCAAGUCCAAAAACCAAAACCCUCAUUCUUCCUCCUUCCCUUGUGUCGCCACCGGCAGCGCCACCGCCUCCUCCUCCCGCCGCCCUCAGUCCCCGAUGGACGAAGCACCGGAGCAGCCGUCGUCGGACCCCCCCACUCCGCCUCAGGAGCUCAACCAAAGGUCCAAGAAAAACAAGAAAGGCCGCACGAAGAAACCGAAGCGAGCCGCCGCCGCUGCCACCUCCUCUUCUGGCCCCACCAUGGUCGAGGACCCCUUCUUCGUCCUCGCCGGCGGCAAGGAAGGAGGGUUCCUGGAGCUGGAGGAGAUCGACGGGGCCGACUUUGGAAUCUUCGGGGGCACCGUAGAGGACGUGGAAGCAAGUGACAGGAAGGUGGGGAGUGACCAGAAGAAGAAGAAGAAGAAGAAAAAGCGGAAGCGCGGGCAUGGUGCCGAGCGCUUGGAUGGGGACGAUGAUGGCGAUUGCGCAUCAGGCGAGCUGGUUUUUGAGAGCAAGGAGGAGGGUAACAAGGGUGAGAAGAAGGGAAAGAGUAAGAAGAGAAACAGGAAGAAGAGGAAGGUGAAAGAUACGGAGCAGGAUUCAGAGAGCAAGGAGGAUGUUGACAAUGUGGAAGAUAUGCAAGAUGGCAUUGAAAAUAUGAAACAAGAUAACGAUGAUGAGCUGAAAUUGGGUGAAGAUGAAUUUUAUGCAUGGCUAGAGCUAAGACUGCACCCCCUUCUUGUCAAGGCAAUGCACAGACUUGGAUUUAAAGAACCAACACCUAUACAGAAGGCUUGCUUUCCUGCAGGGGCUCAUCAAGGCAAGGAUGUUAUUGGUGCAGCUGAGACAGGUUCUGGUAAGACACUUGCUUUUGGUCUCCCUAUUUUGCAACGCCUUCUUGAAGAACGAGAGAAGGCCACAAGAUUAAAUGUAGAAGACAAAAAGGCGAUGGAGGAAAGUUCUACAGGAGGCCCACUCCGUGCACUUAUUUUGACACCCACCAGAGAACUUGCCAAACAGGUUUGUGAUCAUCUAAAAGAAGCAUCAAAGUUCUUGGGAAUCCACGUUGUUCCUAUAGUUGGUGGUUUGUCCAUGGAAAAGCAAGAGCGACUUUUGAAAAAGAAGCCUGAAAUUGUUGUUGGAACUCCAGGAAGAUUAUGGGAGCUAAUGUCAACAGGCAAUCAGCACCUAGUUGAGCUGCAUUCAUUGUCAUUCUUCGUGUUGGAUGAAGCUGAUAGAAUGAUAGAGCGGGGUCAUUUCAAAGAACUGCACUCAAUUAUUGAGAUGCUUCCACUGUCUAACAGUUCUGAUGAACAAGCUGUAAGAGCCACGCCAAGCUGUGAAACUGUGCUAAAUUUGCAAAUAAAGAAGAGGCAAACCUUUGUCUUCUCAGCCACGCUGGCACUAUCGGCUAACUUUCGCAGCAAGUUGAAGCGUGGCCUAUCUACUUCAAAGGCAUCGAUGGCUGAUAAUCUUAGCUCUAUUGAAGCACUUUCGAAGCAGGCUGGUAUGAAACCUAAUGCAGAAAUCGUUGAUCUGACAAAUGCUUCGAUCUUGCCUGAGAAACUUGAAGAAUCAUUCAUCGAGUGUAGCGAUGAUGACAAGGAUGCCAAUCUGUAUUAUAUAUUAAGUGUUCAUGGGCAAGGCCGCACGAUAAUAUUCUGCACAUCAAUCGCUGCACUGCGUCACAUUUCUUCCUUAUUGCGCAUUCUUGGAAUUAAUGUCUUAACUAAUCACGCUCAAAUGCAACAAAGGGCCCGCAUGAAGGCUGUUGACCGUUUCCGUGAAAGUGAGAAUUCCAUUUUGGUUGCGACCGAUGGUUUUGCAAGGGGCAUGGACUUUGAUAAUGUUCGAACUGUUAUCCAUUAUCAACUGCCACACUCAAGUGAUGUUUAUAUCCACAGGAGUGGAAGGACAGCUCGUAAAUCAUUGGCUGGCUGCAGUAUUGCGUUAAUAUCUCCCGCUGACAAGGCCAAGUUUUACUCUCUUUGCAAGUCAUUUUCAAAGGAGAACCUGCAGCAGUUUCCUGUUGAUCAUGCCUACAUGCCUGCAGUAAUGAAUAGGCUCUCCCUUGCUCGGCAGAUCGACAAGAUAUCACGUAAAAAUUCACAGGAAAAUGCUAACAAAUCAUGGCUUCAGAGGAAUGCUGAAUCCAUGGGAUUGAUAUUGGAGGGUAGUGACAGUGAGGAAGAGCGUGUACAGGGCCACAAACAACGAAAGGCAAUUUCUGCACAGCUCCAGAAGCUUCAACAGGAUUUGAACGAACUCUUGCAACGUCCCUUGCAGCCUAAAACAUUCUCACGGCGCUAUUUGGCUGGGGCUGGUGUUUCACCGUUGCUUCAAAAGCAACUAGAAGAGUUGUCUAAAAGGGAUGUAAAUGGUAAUAGCAGUAAGAACGAAAAUAAAGGAUCUCAGUUUGUUAUUAUUGGUCAGGAUCGUAUGGAACCCUUGCAAGCUCUUCAAAAUUCUGGACAAGAGAUUUGUGUGAACAUGGACAAGCAAAGAGAAAAGCGAAGACUUGCUGAGAAUUGGAAGCGGAAGAAGCACGAAGAAAAGAAAAGCACACGAGAGCAAAAGAGGAAGGACAGGCGAAAAGCUAAAGAGAGGGACUGAAUAACAGAGGAAAUCGGGAAAGAGGAGCCAUUUAUCUUGGGGUUAGAAGAAGUUGAAGUUUGCCCCUUGAGUUCCACAGUUCAUUUUAAGAUAGCCUGCACCGAUGUUUUUGUUGAGAUAGAUCAUUGAAGGCACCAAAUUUAGUUGGCGGAAACGAAAUUGAGUAGAUGGAUGUCAUCUAGCAGCUGAAGUUAGAACCGAGCCCCAGCAUAGAGAGAUGGAAAACCUAAGCACAUUGCUCGGUUGUGUUGUGAACAAUUAACUCAUUUCUGUAACAUGUAUACGUUUGCCACAGUACUUUUCUUGGAAAUGGAGGUGGUACUCCGCCCUUAGCCUCCAUUAA